Messenger RNA from Necator americanus (New World hookworm), 528 nucleotides. RefSeq lists its product as uncharacterized. NCBI's taxonomy places the organism in Eukaryota, Metazoa, Nematoda, Chromadorea, Rhabditida, Ancylostomatidae. The transcript is spliced from 2 exons. The record is from RefSeq and is a predicted model, not a curated record. Bases 1 to 528 code for a protein of 175 amino acids.
AUGCACUGUUUGCUGCAGGAAACACUCAUCUGGGAUCGCCCUCUCAUUAGUGUCGACAAUUGCACCACCUACUUCAGCGAUGGUGAUGAAAGGAAAGCAGGAGGCUGCGCAUUAGUUGUUAGGAACGAUUAUAACAACCUAGUAGGAGGAGUUUGGAUCAACGUCAUCAAGAUGCGCCUUUGCACGACUGCGGAAGACCACAACAAAGACGGGUUUUAUGGCGAACUCAAUACGUUGAUAAACAAGAUACCAAGCCAGCAGGCGGUAGUUGUCGGAGUUGAUGCGAAUGCAAAAAUGGGACCUAAACAACAAUCCGAUGUGCUUGGAAAAUGGUGCUAUCCCAUGGAACAGACUUCGGACAGCGGAAAUCGUCUGACUGACCUUUGCGAGCAGACGGACCUCAUCAUUACAUCCACGUUUAAGAGGAAUCAUCGACGCCAUCAGCUCACGUGGCAAGGGACAACCCCAUCAACGUCAGAAGUGCAGCGAAAGCGGAAGAUGCCGACACUUAGCUCGACUACGUUUUGA